Molecule: messenger RNA, 2039 nt
Organism: Maniola jurtina (meadow brown)
Lineage: Eukaryota; Metazoa; Arthropoda; Insecta; Lepidoptera; Nymphalidae
Product: dopamine D2-like receptor
Exons: 8
Coding region: 139-1959 (606 amino acids)
Biological process (GO): adenylate cyclase-activating adrenergic receptor signaling pathway
Cellular component (GO): membrane
Molecular function (GO): G protein-coupled receptor activity; dopamine neurotransmitter receptor activity, coupled via Gi/Go
Source: RefSeq, a predicted model, not a curated record
GAUGUGGUUGUUGAUGAAUUAAACAAUCAACUAACUAAUAAAACUGUCGCAGUGAAAGAAGCUCCAUUGCAAUCUAAAAUGGACGAAGAACUGUACCAGUACCAAACAAAUGUGACAUAGCAAGAGCAAUCUACAACAAUGAUAGAAACCACACGGGUUCCUUAUAAUCACAAUAUAGCAUACACUUACUUGUAUCCUUCAAAAAGACCACCUGAUAAUUUAACUGAGAAAACUCGUAUAUUCAAAUUGAAAAAUGCAGCCAAAUCGAUAAAUUUAAAAGAAGGUAAAAACGAAACCAAAGAUACUGGAGAUCUAUUGAUGCUAGUCGAUGAUUUUAGUGACUAUUUCUACGGGAACGUAAGCCAUGAUGUAUUUACAAUCCACAAUAAUUCACUAGAUAUCUUCAAUGAUGUAUCCACAAAUUGUACUUUUAAUGGAACUUUUAACGUGUCUUGCUUCGGACGGUUCGAUAGUGGUCCUGAAUAUAACUUUUGGGCGUUAUUACUGUUAAUAUUUCCAUUUUUUACGUUAUUUGGGAAUGUGUUAGUGAUUAUGAGUGUGGUGCGGGAACGGACAUUGCAAACUGUGACAAAUUACUUCAUAGUUAGUUUGGCGGUUGCUGAUUUACUGGUUGCUGUCGUCGUGAUGCCGUUUGGAGUUUAUUAUUUGGUGAACGGGUCGUGGGGCUUGCCUGCGUUCAUAUGUGACGUGUACAUCGCAAUGGAUGUGACGUCAUCAACUUCAAGCAUAUUCAAUCUAGUCGCUAUUUCUGUUGAUAGGUAUAUCGCUGUAACACAACCAAUAAAAUACGCGAAGCACAAAAACAACAAACGGGUCUGGUUCACAAUAGUCCUCGUGUGGCUGGUGUCGGCUGCAAUCGGCGCGCCGAUAGUCCUUGGCCUCAACGACACGGCCGACCGGAACUUCCAAGAGUGCCUCUUCAACAACCAGAACUACGUGCUCUACUCCUCGUUGGGCUCCUUCUACAUCCCCUGCAUCAUGAUGAUGUUCCUCUACUAUAAUAUUUUUAAGGCGUUAAGAAACCGUGCCAAAAAGCAGCGUGCAGCGAAGAAGCCACCAGUGUCCGAUACGUUGACUGGAGCGACUACAGCAGUGGUCAUAGAAAAUGUAGCACAGACAAGGCAAUUGGAAACAGCGCUAGAUGACCGACCUACUGGAUCGGGUAGCAACGAAGAUGACCAUGAGGAUAGUUUCGACAAACGGUCAGUGGACUUAGAAGCCGAUGCUGACGAAUGCCACGUGAUCCCUAACAACAAAUCCACGGAGUUUAUGCUGGCUUCUUUACCUGAUGACAAGAUCAAAGCACCAAAGAAAAUUAUCAAAACACAAGCAAUGCCAGACCCAAAUGGCAACAAUGAUUCUGGUUACGCCCCAUCGAACCUUGAAGAUACCAUCAGAGAACACGUCUCCCCUCCCGGAUCACCAGGAAUGAAGGAUGCUACUGUGCUGAAGAAUAUGUCCUGUGAGUCUAGAUGGAAGAAGAAUGGGAAGAGAGUUGAUACAGAUUCUAGAAAUGCGUCAAUCGCCUUCCGAUCCGAUGACGAUCUUCGCUCCAGUCAUUAUGACAUCCGCGAUGGUUCAACUUGUAAAAAGGAAAGAAAAGCGAGUGCAGCCACCGCAAGAUUCACUAUAUAUAAAGCCAAUAAAGCUAGUAAAAAGAAAAGAGAGAAAUCAUCGGCUAAGAAGGAAAGAAAGGCUACAAAAACACUAGCUAUUGUUUUAGGUGUCUUCCUUUUCUGUUGGACGCCAUUCUUCACGUGCAACGUCCUGGACGCCAUUUGCGGGAAGUUCGGCCUCCAGUUCUCCCCCGGAGUCACGGUCUUCAUCCUGAACACGUGGCUCGGCUACAUCAACUCCUUCCUCAACCCUGUCAUUUACACCAUCUUCAACCCUGAGUUCAGAAAGGCGUUCCGCAAGAUCCUCAAGUGCAGUACCUAGCCCGUUGAUUAUUUGGUCGUUUUCACACAGUAGAUCUCACCAAUUUUGUAUCUUGUUAAAAUAAAACUAUUGGUAUUUAA